AUGUCAACGAUGAUGCACCUCGACUAUCCGCGCUCACCCGUGAUCCACACACACCAAGAAGAACCAGCAGACACCCACCUUUUUGAAGCGCCCUCACCCCUCCUCACAGCCAGCGGCUCUUCCCGUCCACGCUCUAGCACACUGCAUUCUGCUACCAGCUCACAAACACCCCUCCGACGCGUCACUUCAGCAGCACUCCGACGCGUCUCUCGAGAAUAUAGUAUUCGUGGUUCCGAUGAUCUCCCACAACAUGCGAGUUUCGAUCGUGAUGGCAAAUAUGUACCGCCACCACCCCUUGCACCGAUUCCUGCACCACGAAGCAGUUUAGAUGCCUCGUCAAAACGCAGUAGCGGGCAUGGCAGCGGAUUAGAUCGUUUGAAACGGCGACGUGGCGGUGGUGAUGCUUCUUUGAAAGCAGCACAGCGUGCUUGGCAACAAACCCCAGAGACGCGUGGGAAGGAUGGAUUACUAUCGACGUAUGGGCAUGCGAGUGCCAUGCAUGCUGCUUCCUUAUCCUCUGCCACGAUGCAACCCCCUGCGAAUGCAGCAGCGGCUGCUGGUGUUCAGUUGGAGAUGGUGCGUGGAUCGGGUUAUGCGCGUUAUCCAACCACAAAGUCUUCAGCGCCCAAGACACUCAGAGUGGAGGGACAGCGUGUCAAGGGCUUCAAAGCUGUUUGGCGAGACUUCAUCCUCGGUCUGCGUCUCAAGUUUUACCGCUUCAAAAAGUCACUUGGCUUGGGACCCUCUGCGGUGUCUGGCUGA
Molecule: messenger RNA, 762 nt
Organism: Protomyces lactucae-debilis
Lineage: Eukaryota; Fungi; Ascomycota; Taphrinomycetes; Taphrinales; Protomycetaceae
Exons: 1
Coding region: 1-762 (253 amino acids)
Source: RefSeq, a predicted model, not a curated record